Molecule: messenger RNA, 6597 nt
Organism: Knipowitschia caucasica
Lineage: Eukaryota; Metazoa; Chordata; Actinopteri; Gobiiformes; Gobiidae
Source: the annotation of a GenBank genome assembly
AUGGUCAUUCUCCAGCAGGGGGACUAUGUCUGGUUGGAUCCAAAGAGCGGCCGUGAGUUUGAGGUGCCAAUCGGGGCAGUGGUGAAACUAUGUGACUCAGGACAGAUCCAGGUGUUGGACGAUGAAGGAAAUGAACACUGGAUCUCACCUCAGAAUGCCACAAACAUUAGGCCAAUGCAUCCCACCUCUAUUCAUGGAGUGGAGGACAUGAUCCGGUUAGGAGACCUCAAUGAAGCUGGUAUCCUUCGAAACCUGCUCAUCCGAUAUAGAGAAAAACUCAUAUAUACAUAUACAGGGUCCAUUCUGGUGGCUGUAAAUCCAUAUCAGCUGUUGCCAAUCUACACAGCGGACCAGAUCCGACUCUACACCAAUAAGAAGAUUGGAGAAAUGCCACCACACAUCUUUGCCAUCGCAGACAACUGUUACUUCAACAUGCAGCGAAACAACAAAGACCAGUGUUGUAUUAUCAGUGGGGAAUCAGGAGCUGGAAAAACAGAGAGCACUAAGCUGAUCCUUCAGUUCCUCGCAGCCAUCAGUGGACAGCAUUCAUGGAUAGAGCAGCAAGUGCUUGAGGCCAACCCCAUUCUGGAAGCUUUUGGUAACGCUAAAACCAUCCGUAAUGACAAUUCAUCGCGGUUUGGAAAGUACAUAGACAUUCAUUUUAACAAGAGAGGAGCCAUUGAGGGAGCAAAGAUUGAGCAGUACCUUCUAGAAAAAUCCAGAGUUUGUCGCCAGGCAUAUGAUGAGAGAAACUAUCACAUCUUCUACUGCAUGUUAAAAGGCAUGACAGAAGAGGAAAAGAAGAAACUCGUCCUCAGCAAAGCCACAGACUACAACUACUUAACUAUUGGAAAAUGUACGGUGUGCGAUGGACGAGACGACUUCAAAGAGUAUUCCAACAUUCGCUCUGCAAUGAAGGUAUUGAUGUUUACUGACAAAGAAAACUGGGAGAUUUCAAAACUGCUUGCAGCCAUUUUGCAUAUGGGGAAUUUACAGUAUGAAGCUCGCAAUUAUGAUAACCUGGAUGCCUGUGAAGUGGUUCGAAGUCCUCCUCUCACAACAGCAUCUACGUUAUUGGAGGUGGAUUGUAAGGAUUUGCAAAACUGUUUGACAAGUCGCACUCUGAUCACUCGUGGGGAGACGGUGUCCACUCCUUUGAACAUGGACCAAGCCUUGGAUGUGCGAGAUGCUUUUGUCAAGGGAAUCUACGGGCGCUUAUUCGUGUGGAUUGUGGAGAAGAUUAACGCCGCCAUCUACAAACCUCCAUCGUCACAGCCUAAACUCGCUCGCCGGUCGAUCGGGCUGUUGGACAUUUUUGGAUUUGAGAAUUUUGCGGUUAAUAGCUUUGAACAACUGUGCAUCAACUUUGCCAACGAGAACUUGCAGCAGUUCUUUGUGCGACAUGUUUUUAAGUUGGAGCAGGAGGAAUAUAACCUUGAAAAUAUCAACUGGCAGCACAUUGAAUUUACAGACAAUCAAGAUGCACUGGACAUGAUUGCCAUAAAACCAAUGAAUAUAAUCUCACUGAUCGACGAGGAAAGCAAAUUCCCUAAGGGCACAGACGCCACGAUGUUGAACAAGUUGAAUUUUCAGCACAAGCUCAACACAAACUACAUUCCCCCAAAGAACAACUAUGAGACUCAGUUUGGGAUCCAGCACUUUGCAGGAGUGGUUUAUUACGAGACUAAAGGUUUCUUAGAGAAGAAUCGGGACACACUUUAUGGGGACAUUAUCCAGCUGGUGCAUUCUUCCAAAAACAAAUUCAUCAAACAAAUCUUCCAGGCUGAUGUUGCUAUGUUUCUGUGUGGUUAUGCUCCUGCUAGUACAGUGUGUGCUCCUGCCAAAAGUCUGCCUAAGGGGGCAGAGACCAGGAAGCGCUCUCCCACUCUGAGCAGUCAGUUCAAACGCUCUCUGGAGCUGCUCAUGCGGACGCUGAGUGUGUGUCAGCCCUUCUUUGUGCGCUGCAUCAAACCCAACGAGUACAAGAAGCCCAUGCUGUUUGACCGAGAACUGUGCGUGCGCCAGUUGAGGUAUUCUGGGAUGAUGGAGACGAUCCGUAUCCGUCGUGCAGGAUACCCCAUCCGCUACACCUUUGUGGAGUUUGUGGACCGCUAUCGAGUGCUGAUGCCUGGAGUUAAACCCGCAUACAAGCAGGAGGACCUCAGGGGAACUUGUCAAAGGAUCGCUGAAGCCGUGCUGGGCAGAGAUGAUGAUUGGCAAAUGGGAAAGACCAAGAUCUUCCUCAAGGAUCACCAUGACAUGCUCCUGGAGAUCGAGAGGGACAAGGCGAUCACUGACAAAGUUAUUCUCAUCCAGAAAGUGGUGAGAGGUUUUAAAGACAGGUCAAACUUCCUGAGAAUGAGGAAAUCUGCAGUGCUUAUUCAGAAGACAUGGAGAGGAUAUCAAUGCAGGAAGAACUACGGAGCCAUGCGAGCAGGCUUCUCUCGUCUGCAAGCUCUGGUCAGAUCCAGGAAGUUGUGCGCCUCGUAUCACGUGGCCCGUCAGCGAAUGACGCUCUUCCAGAGCCGUUGUCGUGGUUACCUGGUGCGGCGGGCUUUUCGACACAGACUGUGGGCCGUCAUCACCAUUCAGGCGUUCACCCGCGGCAUGAUCGCCCGUCGGCUCUACAAGAGGCUCAGAGGAGAGUAUCAAAGGCGGCUGGAAGCAGAAAAGAUGCGCCUGGCCGAAGAAGCCAAACUGAGAAACCAAAUGUCGGCCAAAAGAGCCAAGCAGGAGGCAGAGCGAAAGCACCAGGAGCGCCUGGCUCAGCUCGCCAAAGAGGACGCUGAACGAGAGAAGAAAGAGAAGGAAGAGGCACGAAAGAAAAAGGAGCUGGUGGAGCAGAUGGAGAAGGCGCGACAGGAGCCGGUCAACGAUUCAGACAUGGUGGACAAGAUGUUUGGCUUUUUGGGGACUACAAACUCUCUCCCAGGGCAGGAAGGACAAGCCCCUGCAGGGUUUGAGGAUCUGGAGCGAACAUACCGUGAGUUGGACGAGGAGGACUUGGAUGAAGCUCUGCCUUUGCCUGAAGACGACGAUGAAGAGGAUUUGUCUGAAUACAAAUUUGCCAAAUAUGCUGCAACCUAUUUCCAGGGGAACACCACACACACAUACGUCCGCCGGUCUUUAAAACAACCGUUGCUCUUUCACGACGAUGAAGGAGAUCAGCUGGCUGCUUUGGCCGUGUGGAUCACAGUGCUGAGGUUCAUGGGGGAUCUACCUGAGCCUAAAUAUCACACAGCUAUUAGUGAUGGCAGUGAGAAGAUCCCGAUUAUGACCAAAAUCUAUGAGACUCUCGGCAAGAAAACGUAUAAACGUGAGCUUGCAGCACUGCAGGGGGAGGGAGAGAACACACCCGCUGAAACCCCCAAGAAGAACAGUGUGCGGCACAAACUUGUGUCUCUGACUCUCAAGAAGAAAUCCAAGAUCACAGAGGAGGUGGCUAAGCGUCUGAAUGAUGGUGAGCCUGGCCUCCAUGGGAACAGUAUGCUUGAGGACCGUCCCACAUCAAACUUAGAGAAACUUCACUUCAUUAUUGGCAACGGCAUCUUAAGACCAGGACUCAGAGAUGAGAUUUAUUGUCAGAUCUGUAAACAGCUCAGUCAAAACCCCUCUAAAAGCUCUCAUGCCCGUGGCUGGAUUCUCAUCUCUCUGUGUGUCGGAUGUUUUGCCCCAUCUGAGAAGUUUGUCAAGUAUCUGAGGAACUUCAUAAACACUGGGCCUCCCGGUUAUGCUCCAUACUGUGAGGAGAGGCUGAGGAGAACAUUUGUCAACGGAACAAGAACGCAGCCUCCAUCUUGGCUCGAGCUGCAGGCCACAAAGUCCAAAAAGCCCAUAAUGCUUCCAGUGACCUUUAUGGACGGCACGACCAAAACACUCCUCACAGACUCGGCCACAACAGCCAGGGAGCUCUGCAACGCUCUGUCUGACAAAAUCAACCUCCGAGACCGAUUUGGCUUCUCUCUCUACAUUGCCCUCUUUGACAAAGUGUCUUCUUUAGGUAGCAGUUUUGACCACGUGAUGGACGCGGUGUCGCAGUGUGAGCAGUAUGCCAAAGAGCAAGGGGCUCAGGAGAGAAACGCCCCCUGGAGGUUGUUCUUCAGAAAGGAGAUCUUCACGCCCUGGCACUGUCCCACUGACGACCAAGUGGCCACGAAUCUGAUCUAUCAACAGAUUGUCCGCGGAGUCAAGUUUGGAGAGUACCGCUGUGACAGGGAUGAUUUGGCAGAGUUGGCCUCGCAGCAGUACUAUGUGGACUAUGGUUCAGAAAUCCUCCUGGAGCGCCUCCUGAGCCUCAUCCCCUCCUACAUCCCAGACCGCGAGAUCAGCUCCUCCAGAGGGGUGGAGAAGUGGGCUCAUUUCAUCAUGGCUGCCCACAAAAAGAGUAUCUACACUCAGAACAGGUUUGAUUCACUCAAAGUGAAGGAGGAAGUGGUGGACUUUGCUCGACACAAAUGGCCUCUUCUUUUCUCACGCUUUUAUGAAGCGUUCAAGUUUUCAGGGCCCGUUCUACCCAAAAAUGACCUGAUUGUGGCUGUGAACUGGACCGGUGUAUACUUUGUGGAUGAGCAGGAACAGGUCCUCCUGGAGCUGUCAUUUCCUGAAAUCAGUGCGGUCUCCAGCAGCAAGGGAGGGAAGUUACAGGGCCAGAGUUUCACCAUGGCUACCAUCAAAGGUGAAGAGUACACGUUCACUUCAAACAACGCAGAGGACAUACGAGACUUAGUGGUCACCUUCCUCGAAGGCCUGAGGAACCGCUCUAAGUUUGUGGUAGCACUACAGGACAACCCCAAUCCCGCCGGAGAAGAUUCAACAUUCCUCAGUUUUCAGAAAGGAGACCUGAUUGUGCUGGACCAAGACACAGGAGAGCAAGUCCUAAACUCUGGCUGGGCUCAUGGCAUCAAUGAGCGAACCAAUAAAAAGGGUGACUUUCCUGCAGACUGUGUCUAUGUUCUGCCAUCGAUGACGCGACCACAGCAGGAGAUUGUGGCUCUAGUUACCAUGACACCAGACCAGCGGCAGGAGUCGGUCCGUGCGUCUCAGCUCAUGAUGCCAGAGACAGACGAGCGACUGAAACCCUACACGCUGGAGGAGUUCUCAUAUGACUACUUCAGGCCACCUCCAAAACAUACCUUGAGCAGAGUGAUGGUCACCAAGAAUCGUGGCAAAGACAAGAUGUGGAGUUGUACGAGGGAGCCUCUCAAACUCCCUCUUCUUAAGAAAGUGGUCAACCAUGAAGAGCUGUCUCAAGAAGCCUGUAUGGCCUUCAUUGCCAUGAUGAAGUAUAUGGGUGACUAUCCAUCAAAAAGAACCCGCUCGGUGAACGAACUAACGGAUCAGAUUUUUGAAGGAGCGUUGAAGGCCGAACCAUUGAAGGAUGAGAUAUAUUGCCAGAUCCUCAAACAGCUCACAGACAACCACGUCAAGUACAGUGAGGAGAAGGGCUGGGAGCUGCUGUGGCUGUGCACCGGUUUGUUCCCGCCCAGUAAUGUGUUGUUACCUCACAUCCAGCGCUUUCUUCAGUCCAAGAAACACCACCCCCUGUCCGGAGACUGCAUGCAACGAGUGCAUAAAGCUCUGCGUAAUGGGUCCAGGCAAUACCCUCCUCAUUUGGUGGAAGUUGAAGCGAUUCAGCACAAAACAACACAGAUUUUCCACAAGGUUUACUUCCCUGAUGAUACAGAUGAGGCUUUUGAGGUUGAGUCCAGCACUAAGGCAAAGGAUCUGUGUCAGAAUAUUGCAACGCGGCUGCUGCUCAAAACUCCAGACGGCUUCAGUCUGUUUGUCAAGAUCGCAGACAAGGUGAUCAGUGUGCCACAGGGAGACUUCUUUUUUGACUUUGUGAGACACUUGACUGACUGGAUCAAGAAAUCUCGACCGCCCAAAGAGGGGAUUGUUCCUUCUCUUACGUAUCAGGUUUUUUUCAUGAAGAAGUUAUGGACAACCACAGUCCCGGGGAAAGAUACUUUUGCUGAUUCAAUUUUCCACUAUUAUCAGGAGCUGCCAAAGUAUCUGCGCGGUUACCACAAAUGUUCCAGAGAGGAGGUUUUCCAUCAGGCGGCACUUAUUUACCGCGUCAAGUUUGAAGACGACAAAUCCCAUUUUACAACAAUUCCCAAAAUGCUGCGGGAAUUGGUGCCUCAAGAUCUGAUUCGCUUAAUGUCGCCAGAUGACUGGAAAAGGUCAAUAAUUGCAUUCUUUAACAAACAAGCUGGUAAAUCCAGAGAGGAGGCCAAACUAAUGUUCCUGAAGACCAUCUACAAAUGGUCCACUUUUGGCUCUGCUUUCUUUGAGGUCAAGCAAACAACAGAGACCAAGUACCCAGAGAUCCUGCUGAUUGCCAUCAACAAGCACGGCGUCAGUCUCAUUGACCCCAAGACAAAGGACAUCUUAACGACUCAUCCCUUCACCAAUAUUUCCAACUGGAGCAGUGGGAAUACAUACUUCCAUAUCACCAUCGGGAACCUGGUUAAAGGAAGCAAGCUGCUCUGUGAGACGUCGCUGGGCUACAAGAUGGACGAUUUGUUGACCUCUUACAUUAGCCAAAUGUUGACCACUAUGAACAAACCGCGCUCAGCGCGAGGCCAUAACAAGUGA